This is a messenger RNA of Sphaeroforma arctica JP610, 399 nucleotides long. RefSeq lists its product as hypothetical. Gene Ontology annotation, cellular component: membrane. The record is from RefSeq and is a predicted model, not a curated record. The coding region runs from base 1 to 399 and encodes 132 amino acids. Gene Ontology annotation, molecular function: calcium channel activity. NCBI's taxonomy places the organism in Eukaryota, Ichthyosporea, Ichthyophonida. The transcript is spliced from 3 exons. Gene Ontology annotation, biological process: calcium ion transmembrane transport.
AUGUUAUACUUCCCACAGGAAAUUAGUACGUUUGUGGAUCUGUUACGACAGAAACGCAAGGCACCGGACAUCCGCUAUCUGACUGAUCUGUGCGAGUCUCACGGGAAGGCGAUUGCACUCACACAGGAGAUCAUCUGUAGUCAGGUGCUCUCAAGCAAGAACAAGGACAUCUUUAUGACCACACGGCUGAAAAAUGGGACUGUGUGGGUCAAUUGGGUGGACCACGAUGGAGCGGCUAGGCGAGAGACUCUCAGAGACUUCUGUGUCAAUUCUAAGACAUCUCCCGCGGACAUGUACGGGCACUUGCCAAGCCAGCCUCUGCAGCAGAAUAGCUUGGCAUUGGAAAAGUCGGCGUUGAUGGAUGGUGACUAUCAUCUAUUGGAUAACAGCUUAUGCUGA